This is a messenger RNA of Ceraceosorus guamensis, 1143 nucleotides long. Its product is annotated as putative RFC2-DNA replication factor C, 41 kd subunit. Gene Ontology annotation, cellular component: nucleus; DNA replication factor C complex. Gene Ontology annotation, molecular function: ATP hydrolysis activity; DNA clamp loader activity; ATP binding. The transcript is spliced from 5 exons. NCBI's taxonomy places the organism in Eukaryota, Fungi, Basidiomycota, Exobasidiomycetes, Ceraceosorales, Ceraceosoraceae. Gene Ontology annotation, biological process: DNA repair; DNA-templated DNA replication. The record is from RefSeq and is a predicted model, not a curated record. Bases 1 to 1143 code for a protein of 380 amino acids.
AUGUUCUUACCCCAAAAGGCAAAGAAUCAAGCAGCGGGGAAGCAAAGCUCUGCUCAAGAGGCGGAGCAAGCAGCUCGACUUCGACCUUGGGUGGAAAAGUACAGACCAAAGACGAUCGAGGAUGUGACGGCACAAGAACACACGGUGGCCGUUUUGAGAAAAACAUUAAUGUCCUCCAACUUGCCUCACAUGCUCUUCUACGGUCCGCCUGGAACGGGAAAGACGAGCACCAUUCUGGCUCUGGCCAGACAGCUCUUUGGUCCGGAGUUGAUGAGGAGCAGAGUACUCGAGCUGAACGCUUCGGAUGAAAGAGGCAUCACCGUGGUCAGAGAGAAGAUCAAGAAUUUUGCAAAGACGGCAGUGAGCAAUGCGAAUGUCGAUUUUCCUUGCCCGCCAUACAAGAUCAUCAUUCUGGAUGAGGCGGACAGCAUGACGCAAGAUGCGCAGAGCGCGCUUCGCAGAAUCAUGGAGCAGUACAGCCGCAUCACUCGCUUCUGCUUGGUGUGCAACUACGUGACUAGAAUCAUCGAGCCUUUGGCUUCGCGCUGCAGCAAGUUCCGCUUUCGUAUGCUGGACACAAGUAGCACGCGGGAAAGGUUGGAAGAGAUCGCGAAAGCUGAGAGGGUGUCGUUUGAGGAUGGCGUGCUCGAUACGCUCAUCGACACAUCCGACGGCGAUCUGCGUCGAGCCAUCACGUACUUGCAGUCCGCAUCACGUUUGCACGGAGCAGGAACCGCUUCUAGCACUCCUAUCACUCGGCAAUCCAUCGUCGAGAUCGCAGGAGUGGUGCCAUCCUUGGCUAUUCGCGCCCUAGGCAAGUCCAUCGGUGUCGACCCUCCGCCCGACGAGGAUGGCAAUGUGGACGAUGGGGAUGUGGAAAUGUUGGCUCCGGGUCCUGCGACGACGCCUUUUGAGAUUGUGCAAAAGCAGGUCAAGAGCUUAGCCAUGGAGGGCUUUUCCACCACCCAACUGCUGCUACAGCUACACGAUUACAUCAUGCUCCAUCCGCUCUUGACGGCUAAAGCGAAGGCUAAAUGCGCAAUAGACUUGGGAGACGCGGACAAGGCAUUGAUAGAUGGGGGUGAUGAAGAACUGCAGCUCUUCAACCUCAGCCUCAAACUUCGCGCUUCCCUCACAGCGUAA